Messenger RNA from Labrus bergylta (ballan wrasse), 2160 nucleotides. It is a transcript of the gene ccr6b, whose product is annotated as chemokine (C-C motif) receptor 6b. Lineage: Eukaryota; Metazoa; Chordata; Actinopteri; Labriformes; Labridae. Gene Ontology annotation, cellular component: membrane; external side of plasma membrane. The record is from RefSeq and is a predicted model, not a curated record. Gene Ontology annotation, molecular function: C-C chemokine binding; C-C chemokine receptor activity. Gene Ontology annotation, biological process: calcium-mediated signaling; positive regulation of cytosolic calcium ion concentration; immune response.
GUAGUGGCUCUGCCUUUUAUCAUCUACAACGAGCAGCACAGUUGGCUGAUGGGACAUGUGGCCUGUAAGAUACUGAGGUCAGCCUACAGUAUUAACCUGUACAGCGGCAUGCUCCUGCUGGCCGGCAUCGGUGGAGAUCGUUACAUAGCCAUCGUUCAUGCUAGGAGGUCGUUUGGAGCGCGCUCAACCGCUCUGAUGUACAGCCGCCUCGUCUGCUUGUCUGUUUGGCUGUUUGCUUUUGCUUUAACUGUGCCCACAUUCAUCUACACAGAAUGCUAUUCAGAUCCCGACGGGGGGAUGGGCAAGUCAACUAUGGUGUGUGAGAUGCAUUUCAACAAAACAGAAACAGCAAAGCUGGUGAAAGUGCUUGUUCCCAGCCUUCAAAUGGCCAUCGGUUUCCUGGUGCCGCUGCUGGUGAUGGUGUUCUGUUACUCCAGCAUCAUGUGCACCCUGCUGAGGGCACGGAGCAGCCAGAGGCACAAGGCCGUGCUGGUGGUGCUGGCAGUGGUCGUGGUCUUCAUUGUGUGCCACCUUCCUUACAACAUAACUCUGCUGACCCACACUGUGGCUCUGUUCAAACAGAGGAGCUGCGAGGUGGAGAAUGUUAAACUCAAAGUGUUGGCUGUUUCCAGAAGUGUAGCUUACCUCCACUGCUGCCUCAACCCCGUUCUCUACGCCUUCGUCGGGGUGAAGUUCCAGAGCCACUUCAGGCAGAUUCUGUCGGACCUGUGGUGCUUCAGCAAGAAGUACAUCUACUCCGCUCGCACGUCGCGUGCCACGUCUGAUGUCUGCAUCUCAGGCCGGGUCUCGUCAGAAGGUUUCAACAACAUUUCGUCAUUUAGUGCUUAAAUACGCUGCGGUGCAAACCUCCUUCAAACCAGUGAAUGAGCAGCUUAGCUUCUAUACGCUGCUGCUUUGUUGUUUCUGUGCAUAUGGGGUAAAAUAACUUGAACUGUCAUUUUACAGUUCAUCCCCAUCUGACUGAUUAUGAGUGUAUGACAAAUAGAAGUAAAGUUACACUGAUGGUUUAAAGAAACACAGUUUUCAAAGAUUUAUGAGAUAAUAUCAGAAGACAAAGUUAUACCCAGUCAAAACCAUAGACUGUAUAAAAAGUCUCACUGAUGUCACCUAUCGUUUUCCAGAGGCAUUUUUAAGUCCAAUGAUGGCAGUCACCAAAUAGGAAAUCUCCACCCAAUUAGAUCAAUCUAAUAACAAAGAGAUGGAGCUGAGGUGGGAAACAGCUACAACAGGCCCACCUGUCAGUCAAAUCAGCAACACCCAGCAUCAGAUUACCAUUUAAAAUAAGAUCUGCUGCCACAACUGAACUGUUUAAGUCAUUUUUAAAAACCCAUUUAUUUUCCUUGGCUUUUAUCUCUAGUUGAGUGUUUUAUCCCAGCAGCAGUGUCUUCUAGAACUUUUACUAUUGUUUUGUGUUUUAAUUUUUGCUUUUACGUGUCUUUAUGAUAUUUUGGAUGUAAUGUAUUUUGCCUAUUUUACUGUACAGCACUUUGGUCCGCCUCGGCUGUUAUAAAUGUGCUAUAUAAAUAAAGUUGACUUGACUUGACCCCAAAUUAUGCAAAUAUAUGCAUAAUGUUUGGGCCCCUUAAAAUAAAAACUUAUGAAUAAAAAAAAUGCACCCCUCUUCCAGUGUGUAUAAUAACACAAGAAAGAAAUUAGCCUUUGAGAUUGAAUUUUUUUUUGUUCAAGGCUGUAAACAUGUUUAUUUCUGCUGUAAAAACUGACAUUUUAAUAUAGGACCUGAUGGGGAUUCCUUUGUUUUGUUUCACUUGAGAACUGCAUUUUUAUUUUGCUCUGCAUUUGCUUCUGUUUUUUUAAAGCCAUAAAUUGCAAUUUGCUGUUAACGAGUUGAGCCACUGUUUGGUCAUCUAUUGUCUGUCGACGAAGCCUCGCUUCUGCUGCCUCACAAUUUUGGACAUAAUAAGUAACACACUUUGUUUGUUUGUAUGCCUCUGAAUGUGAUGUUGAUUUGCUUUUAAAAACAUUUGAAGAAGCUCAUUCUCCCAUAUUGCUAAUCCUAACCAAGCGAAAUGUUUGACAACCACACACAUACCUUAUUCUACAAGAUAUUAAACACUGUGCUUAUUUUGUAUGGUUGUGUUCUUCUGUCACAUUGUCUCAAUAAACAUUGUGUUUAUAAAA